Bolinopsis microptera is the source of this 651-nucleotide messenger RNA. Its product is annotated as charged multivesicular body protein 5-like. Bases 1 to 651 code for a protein of 216 amino acids. NCBI's taxonomy places the organism in Eukaryota, Metazoa, Ctenophora, Tentaculata, Lobata, Bolinopsidae. Gene Ontology annotation, biological process: late endosome to vacuole transport via multivesicular body sorting pathway; vesicle budding from membrane. Gene Ontology annotation, cellular component: multivesicular body. The record is from RefSeq and is a predicted model, not a curated record. The transcript has 4 exons.
AUGAAUAGACUUUUUGGACAGUCAAGGGCUAAGGGGCCGGCUCCAAAUCUGACAGACUCUAUUGCUAAUAUAGAUGCUAGAGGAGAUAGUGUGGAGAAAAAGAUACAGAAACUCGAUGUUGAGCUCAAGCGAUAUUCCGAUCAAAUGAAGAAGAUGAGAGAUGGACCAAGUAAGAAUAUGGUAAAACAAAAAGCCCUGAGGGUACUGAAACAGAAGAGAUCAUACGAGGGGCAGUUGGAAGGCAUCAGGAACCAGUCAUUUAAUAUGGAGCAGACUAAUUAUACCACUCAAAUGUUAAAGGACACAAAGACAUCAGUGGAUGCCAUGCAGACGGGGCUAAAGCAAAUGAAGAAAGAGUACAAAAGCGUUAACAUUGACAAGAUUGAGGACCUCCAGGAUGAUAUGGUUGAUAUGAUGGAAGAUGCAAAUGAAAUCCAAGAAAUCAUGGGACGUCAAUAUGGUAUGCCAGAUCUUGAUGACGCUGAUUUGGAAGCAGAGCUGGAUGCUUUAGGUGAUGAAUUGUUGUUCGAUGAUGACAUGAGUUAUUUGGACGAAGCUGCAGAGGCUCCUACCAAUGUGCCUGGAUCUAGUGCGAAAGAAGAUCCUUCUUCUACUCAACUUGAUGAGUUUGGUCUCCCUGCUCUGUCUUAA